UAUGGCCAAAUCCCUGAAUCUAGCUAAUAUUGUUGACAUUCAAACGGUCAGUAUAAAGCAGUGUUUAUAUACUGCGAAUUGUAGUUUUGAGAUUUCUCCCAACGGUCAGAUUAGAUUAGCCACUCCUCCGUUAGCAUACGGAUGCUGGCAAUGGUAGUUAACAGUUAGCUAGCUAACGUUAGUGUUUAGCGAUUUGGAAAGAUGGCUGGGGACUUUCAAGGUUUUGCGCUGGAGAAAGCCGAACUGCUUUCCAGCCGUUUGAAGGAGGCUCUGUCUUCGGGACAAGAAUAUGUUCAGGCUCAGUUUGGGGUGGAUUUGGGUCUGAAGCCCGAGCUGUACCCGACGUGGGUCAUCCUGUCCACGGCCGCGGUGGGUCUGCUGCUGCUACUCGGUCUGUCCUGGGCCGCCGUCUGUGGCAGUCUGCUCGUUGGGAAAAAGCGGGGAUCCCCGGCUACCCAGGGCAGCAGUGAGCCUGACAAGGCCAAUUUUGCUAAAACUGCCAAACCAGAAGAACAGAAGAAGCGGAAUAAAAAGAAAACGCUUGAAAAGACUCAAUCCAAUGGACAACCAGUGGCCGUAGCUCAGGAGGAAGUUAAAGUGACUGAGGCAGUUUCCAAGCUAGCCCAGCAGAUCAAAACCGAGAAGGUGCAUGAGGUACAGGCCCCAGUGCAGGUGAAAAAGAACAAGAAGAAAACCAAGACGGAUGUGAAACCAGUCCAGCAUGUGUCUACAAAUGAUGGGAAGGAACCAGAUGAUGGUGCAUGGGAGACCAAAGUCAGUAACCGUGAGAAGAAGCAGCAGCGCAGGAAGGACAAGGGCCCUGAGGACUCUGGUAGCCCAGGAGGGGUGGAGGCUCUGAAGACCAAUGUGGAGGCACCUGUAGCCACAGCUCCUACUAACACCAAGAAGAACAGAGCAAAACAUGAGUCCCUGCAUUCAAGAACCACUGGAAAGGGAGAUGCAACCAGUGGAGCUGUGUCCUCCAGCUCGAGAGAGGAGCCUUCAGUCAAUGGUGGUGGUUGGACUGACAUGUCUUUGAAGAUCCCAUGUCAGAUGGGAACCAAGUGGAGUGACAUUACCACGGCUCCACAUUACAGGGCCCCACCUAAGCGUCAGACCUGGGCACAGGACACGCAAGCAGCAUGGAGUGGCAUUGAUGACCGGAUAAAGACUGACCUCAACCCUGUGUCUUUCUCCAUGCUGGGACGAAACCCCACAGACCCAAUAUCAAAUUCAAUUGAGAUGCGGUGGGCGAGCCACCCUGAUGUUGAUGAUGAAUGGUCUGGAUUCAAUGGGAUGGCAGCAGUGGACCCCGGCUCCGACUGGAAUGCCCCAGUAGAGCACUGGGGAAACUACGAAGAGCCUCCUGUGUUGGUGACACCAGCGCCACCACCGAAGGAACAGCCCAUCCCCAACAAGGUAUCAGAGGAUGAGAAGGACACUGAGGAUCCCUCCGGUGGAGCAGCCAUAUCCAAGAAAAAGAGGAAAAAGAAGAAGAAAACAGAAGAGGAGGCUGCAUCUGAGGCUCAGAUUGCGAGCACAGCGCUCCUGGUCAACACAGUACUCAAACCCCAAGAGCCUCCUGAACUGGCCUCCAAAAAGCAGAAUCCUAGCAUAUCCUCCCCUCAGAAGAAGUCUGAGCAGAUUGUGGAGCCUCCGAAGCCCUCCCAGAAGAAAAAGGUCCGAAGGGAAACAUGAAGUCACAUCACAGGUCCAUACACAGCAUAUGCAAAUGAUUGUUAAAUGUGUCACAUGCAAUAAUUACCAGGUACAGAGUUUCUUUCUGAGAUCCAUCAAUGGUUAAUCAGUUACAAAAAGAAAACAAGCAGUGGAUAUCACCUGCUUGGCUAACUAUAGUGAUGAAAUGUGGUCCUAUGGACUGAAAUCUCUCCAAUUUGCACUAUUUGCUACACUGCAGUGAAGUUUCAGGGGAGGUAGACUUGCAGUGGAGGUACAUUUUUAUUUUAAUUAUUUUUUUAUGGCAUCAAAAGUGUUUUUUUUCUUCCCCCCUCCGAGAGUGUAUGUUUAUAAUUGUUACCCCAAAAUACAAAACAGAUUGUAGUUUUACUUUUUGUUUAAAUGAAAAUUUGAGUAACAAAAAAAGCAUACAUGUUUGCUCCCCCGAAUAUUGCACUUUGUUUUGUUUGCAGCAAGCUGCAUGUGAGGGCUGGUCUCAGAUCAGGAUAGGUUCAGAUUUUUUUCAAGUCUAUCUCGGUGCAACACACACAUGCCCAUAAGUACAUUGGAAGAGUUAAGGGUUUCUAUAAUCAUCCUGCCUCUCCAUACUGGCCAUGAAGUGAUACCCUCAUAGAGAAACUACAGUGUAAGAAAUGGGGGACAAAAAGCCAUGCUCCUCAUUUUGUGCAAAAAUGCAUUCUGAAGUUCAGCUAAAGCUAAUAUGAGGCUUUAGCUAAGUUAGUUUUAGUGAAAUCGAUUUUCCCAAGUAAUGUCCUUUUUAGUAAAAACUUCCCUCUUUGUGUUUCCCCGGGCAGUGUUUUCUUGCUGAGGUGUGAGGGAUACGUCCUGGCAGUCGCACAUACCCACUUGAUUUGGCUAUUCUCAGACUGCUAAAGCCUCAUAUUAGUUUUGGCUGAAGUUAAGACUGCACUUUUGCACAGUAAAAAGGCAUUUUGUACCCCAUUUCUUCAGUGUCGUCGCUCUAUGAAGGUAUUACAGGUAUUAUAAAAGCUCCUUUAUGAAGACUGGCAGCUGUAGUCGCAGGCAGGUUGAAUUCCACGUCAGUUACAGUGGUAGGAAGUUUCUCAGCAAAAAAAAAAAGGUCUUGGUCUUAGAAACUUCUCCACAACCACUCCUGCAGCGUAAUCCUCCUCUUCACUGUCUAUCCGUGUGAUAGUAUGUUCCAAACAUUCAUAAUUUUGUUGAAACUAUUAUGACAGUUUGGAGCAGCUGAAAAGUCACUAAUUCAUCAUUUAUGGAUUUUUUCAAAGAUGAUGCUAAAUUUGAAAUGUGGACGUUGUGACCUGAUUCUGGAUUCGCACUUGGGACUGUUGGUAACUGUUAUGCAGAGAGGACAGUAACUGAUACGAACCACCAGGAGGAACUGUAAUGUGAAGUAAAGGAGAAGUGAGAUUAUCCCGUAAAGCAGUAGCACUAUAAGUGUCCUCACUCUACUUUGAUCAUUCUGACUGUCUCUCUCUUUAUCUGACUAGACUGUGCAUUGAUUUUUCUAGAGACUUAAUUGUCCCUCUGCACUCUAUAUGAUUUUUAAAAACAUUUUUCUUCCAGUUUUUGUGCUAGAAAAAGCCGUGCCAUAUGUACAGAUUGUAAGGGCUUUUUCCAGUUCUGUGACUGCGCUGUGCAAAAGGCUGUAUUGAGAUCCUUUUUGAUGUCGAUGAAUUGUUUUUUACUACCUUUUUUGCGGAAUGUGAAAUGUGUAACUUUCUUGGUUUGCACCUGACUUCCAGGAUUUAUGAUGGGGUUUUUUGUUUUUGUUUUUUUGACAAAUUGAGAAUGAAGAUACAUAGAGAUAUGAUACGGAGCAGCUUUAAUUCCACGUCUAAGUUGGUUUUAAACAAGACACACACACACACACACACACACACAAUUACACAUAUAUAAAAGGAAUUUAAUUCCAUUGCCUUAACCUGUAUUUGUAUAGAAAGUGCAUUGGCAUCCUGUUUUAUAGUUUGCAUCCAAUUCCAGGUUUUGAUGUCAGAAAUUAAUUUCAUCUUGCAUGACUUUGAUAAUAGUACUUGUGUACAUGAAAUUAAAUGAACGAUCUCUUGCUUUAACUGUUAGUACUUGGUCCUGGCUUUUGAAUAGCUUUUUUUAAUGAGACAAGUUGCAGCUGUUCUGUGGGCAUCCAGUUUAGCGGACAUUAACAGUGGUCUGUUGUUGGUAGGCAAAGAGCCUUAGAGCAUCAAGGUGUUGAUCAGCUGAUGUUGGCACAGAGUUGUUGGUAGACCUGAUAGAACAAAAUGAUAUGUCGCUGUGGCUUCAGGUGCCCUUUAAUUGUUUAAUUUUUACUGAUGAUUAAAAUGGAUUCAAUCAAUGUAUUUAUAUACUUGUCUCUAGCAAAUGGUAAUGUGAAUGACUUUGUUUAUUGAGGAGAUACAAAUGACAUUUCUAUGUUUGUUUGGUAAAAAUUUCAAAUAAAUGAGAAUUGCUUGAUA
Siniperca chuatsi (mandarin fish) is the source of this 4133-nucleotide messenger RNA. It is a transcript of the gene mtdha, whose product is annotated as metadherin a. The record is from RefSeq and is a predicted model, not a curated record. Gene Ontology annotation, molecular function: transcription coregulator activity. Gene Ontology annotation, biological process: negative regulation of apoptotic process; positive regulation of canonical NF-kappaB signal transduction; positive regulation of angiogenesis. The transcript has 12 exons. NCBI's taxonomy places the organism in Eukaryota, Metazoa, Chordata, Actinopteri, Centrarchiformes, Sinipercidae. The coding region runs from base 202 to 1698 and encodes 498 amino acids. Gene Ontology annotation, cellular component: nucleus.